Molecule: messenger RNA, 3988 nt
Organism: Pseudomyrmex gracilis
Lineage: Eukaryota; Metazoa; Arthropoda; Insecta; Hymenoptera; Formicidae
Exons: 7
Coding region: 288-1598 (436 amino acids)
Biological process (GO): epidermal growth factor receptor signaling pathway
Molecular function (GO): receptor ligand activity; epidermal growth factor receptor binding
Source: RefSeq, a predicted model, not a curated record
GAAAAAAGGAGGUGGUGGAGAUGCAUGUGGAAUAAUAGGAAUAGAAGGAGACGAACGAGAAAGAUUAGGUUAGACUGAACACAACCGCGUCAACCCGCAUCUCCCAACUCCCCCCCUACUGCGGCACCAGUCACUCCAUCUCGCUUCGACGUGCGUUCCAUCUGAUUCGUGCGCGCUUAAGAGACGAAGACGAUAAAACAGAAAGAGAGUGAGAGAGAAAGAGAAGUUUAGAAAAGAGAGUGAAACAGUACGGAGAAUCCGAGAAAAAGCGGGAGAAAAACACGAAAAUGCAGAUCGUCGAUGGGAUCCUAGUUGUUAGAUCAGCGCUUCAAUACGUAUCCUCCAAUACGGGCAUGCAACGUUACAUCGACAGACUUUCAGGGAAGCGGCGGCACGUGCGCCGGAGUUCGGGCCCAGGUGGCGGAGUCCGGAUCGCCGAAGAAACGCAAGAAAGAGAAAUUAACGACAGUGAAUAUGAGGUGGGAGGCAUAGAACUCGAAAAGAUUAGCUCACCAGCGGCGACGAGUGAAGUCUGCUGUGACGACAAAAGUCUUACCAACAUUUACUAUUCCUCAUCGCCUCAUCUUCACCAUCUUCAUCGCCAUCGUAGUCAUCAUCAUCUGUCGUCUCGUCGACGGUAUCGAAGGGACACCGAUGACGGCAGAAACAGCAACGACGUUUGUGAUGACGACGUCAAUGAGAACAACGACGACAACAAUGACAGCGAAACGUGUCUCGAACGUUUCCAUCCUUGUCUUCGUCAGCGACUUUACGAUGGACGGUCCUGCAGGAGCAGCAGCGACGUUAACGCUCGAGUCGACAUUGACCACGUCGAAAUCCAUCGAACCGAGACAACGACUGUCCAUCCUCUUGUACGAACUUCACCCGCUACAGCGACUAAUACCGCUACUACCAUUACCAACCCUUCGAUCGCCACUGCUAUAACGAGAGGAUGCAAAAUUCCACCCUACUUCGCGCUACUGCUUCUUUCCUACACCUUCUUGGGUGUAGCAGAAGCCUGCUCGUCGCGCUCAACACCAAAACCAAGGCCGCCAACGUCAACGGAUCGGCCGAAUAUAACAUUCCACAUGUACACAUGUCCACCGGAUUACGCGGAGUGGUAUUGUUUGAACGGUGCCACAUGUUUCACCGUGAAAAUCGUCGACUCUCUCUUGUACAAUUGUUUAUGCGCCAACGGAUACAUCGGACAGAGAUGUGAAUUUAAAGAUUUGGAUGGUUCCUAUAUACACUCGCGGCAACAAGUACUGCUAGAGACAGCUAGUAUCGCCGGUGGUGCCACAAUAGCAGUAUUUCUCGUCGUUAUUAUUUGUAUAGCGGUUUACAUCCAUUUUAAGCGAAAGCAGAAAGAAUUACGCUCGAGCAGUAACUGCGUUGACACGGUAGAUGGUCCUGGCCGUGAUUCGGCCGAACUGAGGCCGUUUAGCAACCGCAGCCGUUCUCUUAUGAUUUUCAUGGCCAAGAACCCUAACAGUUCGGCAACGAUAGAGCAGACGAGAAUGCCUACCUGGAAUUGUCCGGAAGCAGAAUCAAUGAAGACGGACGCUUCUAUCAGCGAGAGCAAACAUUUUAGUCAAUAGCGAACUACAUAAAUAAAUGUGUGAUGCGUCGUCGUAACGAUUCACAAUUGGCAAUGCAAAAUGUAAAAAAGAUCGUCAAUUAAUCUACCGAAAGUACACGUCGAGAUACUUGGAGAUAACAAAGAACACAGUCUUAAGUAACGAAAACUUGUUGAUUAUUCAACUAAUUCGAUUCGGCGAAUAGAUUUGUCAUGAUCGUAAUAACGAGCGGUACUGAGAUAAACGAAGUCAAGUACCUUGAUACUUUCCGAUCUAUAGUGGCACGUACCGAUGCGAUAGCGUCCUUUCAAUCGCUUUAUCGUACAUUGAGACAUUCCCGAACUAUUACACUUGUUGAGUCUUUUGAUCAAAGGUACGUUUUGAUGCUUGUCGAUUAUCUUUCUAACGAGUACCUCGAUGGACCAUCUUUGGAGCAAAUGUCAACAGUUUAAAAACGAAGAACUCCUCUCACGAAGAAUGUGUGGUGUGUUUAUAAAAUCUUUUUUUUUUAUUUAUGUUCUUCAAUUUUUGUUUUUGAGAACUGACAGGUUUGUAUCCAUCGAAUAUUGUCUUUAUGCGAAUGUUACUGUAUCACCAUUAUAUUAAGAAAAAAAUAGAUGUAUGAGUUGCAAAAGUAGUGCCUUUUUACUCUCGUUCGUAAGAAAGCUAGAGGUACACUGGAGAUCUCUUGAGAGAUCAAAUAGAACAUUUAUCUAUUUAUAAAUCUUAAAUUUCCCUAAAAUCUGCGUCGUCCAAAUCGCUAAUCGUGUUUACAAGCGCGGGACGCUGACACGCCUAGUGAGCGAUCUUCAUAAAAAAAAAAAACGACACAAAAAAUUAACAGUCGGAAAAAAAUAAUAGACAAGAUAUCAAAAUCUUUGAUGCUUGGUACGUGCUGUUUGUAUUUAAUUUACAUAUUUAUCAUUUGUCAAAAACUUCGAUUCGAUUUUUCUUUUGCAAAUAUGUGUAUCACUAAUGUAAGUUCAUCACGCGCCUCAUGUUUCUCGCGGAAGUUUAAUAUAUUGCAACUUUUAUUAGAUUGCUUUGUAUAUCUAUUAGAUUCUUCCAGAAAAAGUUAAAGCGGAACGCGAUUAACCGUACCAUUAGUAUCAAGGAGUUGAUAGACCAUAUGUCUUAUAUAUAUAUAUAUAUGUAUAUAAAUAUAAAAUACAUAUAUAUAUAUAUAAAAAUAUGUGUGAGAGAUAUAUAUACGAUAAAUCUAGAUUAAAUCCGACGUCUUACCAGAAAGCAAUAGUUCUCUGAACACGUAUGUUUUUUGCCACUAAACAAUAGAAAUGCUAUCUAUUUAGCAGUUACUAACAUGUUAGAAAAUUUAUUGACGUCAGAUCGCCAUCCGGCGUUGUACUCUGUUAUGUAUUGACAAAAUAUUUUCUCAACUCGCUUUGUCCAUAUAACAAGUAUCCUUUACAAUAAAUCUUAGGCACACAAUGACGUACUUAUAGUGAAACAAUGUUUAGUUCCAUAUCUGUAAAAAAUUGAGCGAUAGAAGAUAUGAAAAAUAUAAAAUACUAUUAGAGAAUAGAACAACAAAUACACACUAAAACAAUAUAAUAAAUUCAAAUUGACCUUGUAAGCAUAGAUUAUAUAAUUUUUUUUUUUUUAUGAAAAAAUGUUAUUACACGAGAUUAUUCACUUUAUUUGCUGUGUAUGACAGAAAAUUAAAAAUUUUUCUAACAUUUUUGUUUCUGUCUUCACAUUUAAAGUGGAAUUGUUGAAUGAUAUAUACAUGUACAUAUAUAUAUCAUAUAGCAAGAUAAUAAGCCCAACAAUAAUUAUUUUUUGUCAAUACGUGUCCUGUCCACAUCAAACAAAGCUACAACAUACCGUCAUAUUGUUGAUUGUUUGUCAAUUAAACAAGAAAAAAUACUAUUGCGCUUUAAUUCCAAUUUAUAUCAAUCAUGCAUCGUUUCCAUUACUUAUUUAUUUAUUUGAAUAAAAUAUUUGAAUUAUUUCUAAUUAUAUGCACAAUACUGCAAGAUUAAUUUAUAAUUGUCCUCACACAUCACUUUUUCAUUUAAAGCUUUUUAAAUUUUAGGUUAUAUGGUUAACUGAUUAAUGUAUGUGCGCGUAUGUGUGUGUGUGUGUAUGUGUGUAACACCAUAAAGGCUACAUGUUAACAACGCGAUAGGAUGAAAUUAAUAUGAUUUGGAAGAAGCUACCUUUGUGCUACAUCAUGUGCGUAUGAGGCUGGGCCUCUUGUUUGUCAUUUUGCCUCAGCUUCUUGUAAAUAAUAAAUUUAUACUACAUUAAAAACACUUUAAUUUUUGCUGCAACAUUGAUUGUAAAAAAGCAAUAUUUUCAUCUAACCGCGUUGUACUACGUUGCACAUAUUCUGUCACCUCUGUAUCAUUAUAAUACCACAAUGUGCUGCAAUAAAAGUUUCAAAUACA